Fragaria vesca subsp. vesca is the source of this 3855-nucleotide messenger RNA. RefSeq names its product protein artemis-like. Bases 1 to 1755 code for a protein of 584 amino acids. The transcript is spliced from 4 exons. NCBI's taxonomy places the organism in Eukaryota, Viridiplantae, Streptophyta, Magnoliopsida, Rosales, Rosaceae. The record is from RefSeq and is a predicted model, not a curated record. Gene Ontology annotation, biological process: double-strand break repair via nonhomologous end joining; protection from non-homologous end joining at telomere; interstrand cross-link repair. Gene Ontology annotation, molecular function: 5'-3' DNA exonuclease activity; damaged DNA binding.
AUGUCGAUUGAAAUGCCCAAAGGUCUCCCCUUUUCAGUCGAUACAUGGAGCCCUUCUUCAAAGAGAAAGAGGCACCAUUUCUUAACCCACGCCCACAAAGACCACUCGAUUGGGAUCUCCUCCCAUUUCUCUUACCCAAUUUACUCUACCCAUCUCACCAAAACCCUCCUUCUCCAACACUACCCCAAGCUUGAUGAGUCUUUGUUCGUGGGCAUUGAGGUCGGGCAAUCUGUGGUUAUUGAUGACCCUGAUGGAGUCUUCUCUGUUACAGCUUUCGACGCUAAUCACUGUCCUGGUGCUGUGAUGUUCUUGUUUGAAGGCGAUUUUGGAAAUGUCCUCCACACUGGAGAUUGCAGACUCACACCUGAGUAUCUGCAACGUUUGCCAGAGAAGUACCUUGGUAAGAAAGGGAAGAAGCCUAGGUGUCAACUCGAUUAUGUUUUCCUAGAUUGCACGUUUGGAAAAUACUAUCAAAGUUUCCCCAGCAAACAUUCAGCAAUCCAGCAGGUCAUAAAUUGUAUAUGGAAGCAUCCUGAUGCAACUGAGGUGCACUUAGCCUGUGAUCUACUCGGUCAGGAAGAGAUAUUGGUUGAUGUGUCCCAUACAUUUGGAUCAAAGAUAUAUGUCGACAAAGUCACCAAUCCUGAGUAUUUUGAUGCUCUGACAGUCAUAGCUCCUGAAAUCAUCUCCCAAGAUCCGUCUUCCCGCUUCCAGGUGCUUGAUUCAUUUCCAAAACUCAAUGAGAGAGCCAAAGCAAAGCUCGCAGAGGCCCAAGUUAACUUGAAGCCUGAGCCUCUCAUAAUUCGUCCUUCAGCACAGUGGUAUGCUUGUGAGGUAGAAUUGAUAGACAAUGAAAGUCAAAGAAAAUUAAGAUUCAAUGAAGCAGUAAGGGACCAAUUUGGUGUUUGGCAUGUUUGUUACUCAAUGCACUCGUCCAGGGAAGAAUUGGAGUGGGCUCUGCAGCUUCUAGUACCUAAAUGGGUUGUUUCAACCACUCCCAGUUGCAGGGCUAUGGAGCUGAAUUAUGUUAAGAAGCACUGUUUGACCUCUCGAAUAUCUCCAACUGAUCCUCUUUGGAAACUUCUAGACUUUAGUAUGGAACCUUCUUCAGUUGCCGAUGUAUCAAUUGAAAUUGUGGGAACUCCAGCAUCUGAAGAGCCAAAUCAAAGUCCUGCAGAUUCACAAUUGCAACUGAUCAAUAAGUCUGCUUCCCCGAAAAAGUUCUUCAGUUUCUCUCCUCCUAGGAAAAGACCACCUGUCACCUUAUUUGGUAGAGCUAGGUUUGGUUUCGAAGAAUCAGCUAUUCAGCACAAAGAGAAGAAAAUUGUAUACCUAAAAGAUAAACCUUUUCAAGAAGUGGAUAAUAGAGUUGGAGCGAAGCUGUCAGGUGAGGGGGGAGUAAACAGUGAACAGAGAUGUUGCAGCAAGACUUUGGUCAAAAAGGUAGAGGAAAAUGCUAAUGAAUUACAAUGUGAAAAGCCGGGGGAGAUAAAGUCUGAAUUGGAGCUUGCACACCUCAGUUCAUGGGAUGAAGACAAUCAGAAGUAUGAGCCGGAAAAGAAAAGACCAAUUGAACUAGAAGCACGCAAGGUUUCUUGUUCUCUGAUUGGGUCGUCAAAGUGCUUCAAUGAAAGAGUUCGAAAAUUAUACAGGUCAAUGAAUGUGCCUGUGCCCCAGCCUCUUCCUUCUUUAGUCGAACUUAUGAAUGCCCGCAAGCGUGCUAAGAGGAGAGUUGAUUUCACACCUUUUAAUUAAGUUACCAGUCCAUUCUUUGCUUUAAUUAUCAGACUGUUAAGAACAGUAUGGAAGUUCUACAACACAUGCUUAUGUCUCCUGUGUGCCAGAUAAAGGCGGUCAUUGUUGUGGGUAUACUGUAUAGAGAAAGAUACACCAGAUGUUGUGUCCUCUGGUUAUAGAAAUUGCACAGUAAGAGAUUUACCUGUUGCACAAGUUCAUAGUUCUAGCUAAAUAUAGAAUAUGGAAUCUGCAGCAGUAUAGCAUUGUAGCAUAUCCAUUGGAUCAAAUUCAGGAGCAAUACCAAACCAAGUAUGGUUAUCAUAACUAGCUAUUUGUGCUAGUGUGUACUGUGUGUGCUAUUUUAUUUGGUUCUCGAGGAGCAAAGACUACUUUGAACUCCCCAUAGUUGUGUAGGCGAGCUUUAAUCUUUUCAAGAAUGAGACUGAGCAUGGACAUGUCCUCUUCUUCUUGGUGUACAGCUGUUGUCAACACUGAAUAAUCAGUUUUGAACACCACCUUAUAAUUCAUCUCCACUGCCGAUUGUAUUCCUUCAGGCUUCAAGUGAAGCUAAUGCUUCUGCAUGUAGAGGGGAGGUUACUAAUUGCAAUGGCCUACAAGCUGCAGCAUUUGAUCGUCCGCUCACAAAAAAUCAUGCCAGCAGCGCCAUCUACACUGCAUUUUACUCCAUUCCUGUUCCGGCUCCAUUCAUCCUUGCCUUCGUGCUCUUAGCUGCUUUCCAUUACUAUUGGCCUUCACGAAUUCUGCCCACCAAGUCAAUGCCUUUAGAACAACAUCACGGGGGUGUUGUCUCACUCCAUCCCACACUUCGGUAUUCCGGUUCUUCCAUAUAGCCCACAAUAGCAUCAUGACUUUACCAAGCAGCUCCUUACUGAAAUUGUUCACUUCACUAGCAUCAGCCACCAAUCUUGAAGUCUGUCACUCCCAUUUGAGGUAUAGGCGUUGCUGCCUCUGCCAAAACUUCAUGUGCAUAUCCACACUGGGUGAACAAGUGCACAUUAUUUUCGGCUCCAGCAGCACACAAGGGGCAUAUACCAUGUCUCCCAUAUAAACGUUUGUACUCAAAGAAACCUGGUUCGGCAGAAUAUUUGUGCAACACCUCCAUACAUGUAAAGCAAGUUUGUUUGGUACUUUUGCAUUCCAAAUAGUUGCUCACAGUUUCUUAUACGGAUCCGGUGGAGGAGUUGAAACCAUUCCCAAAGCAAUAUCUCUCAGCAACAUAAAUAUGUACUAUUUGUAGUGAAAAAAACUUCCUUAUGAAAGUGCCAGACUAACCUGUUUCUUGGAGCACUUCGACCAAGUGGAAUAUUGAGAAUUAGGUCGCAAUGAGUUCCACAUUCCCCACGUUCAAGUUUCCAUGCAGAUUAGCUCAGAUACCUUUCUUGGUGCUUCUCUUGGUUGAGGUGUAUAUGGAGUCCGAGGUAAGAAUCUGGUCACCAGCAAUCUCGCCAUACAUCAAUGUUUUCACCACUACCAACCUGCCAUCGAAAGCUUCUUUGUAGUACCUCUCUAGCCUGCCAGAUACUGCACCAUGGGAUACACAAGGUUUGCUCACCCAACUCUUCCUUUAUGAAGUUAUCGUUAGGAAAACGCAUUGCCUUUAGUUUGGCAAUAAGAGACUCUAGAUUACGUAAAAUUCUCCACCCUUGCUUCACUAACUUCCCCAUAUUGAACCAGUGAAGAUUUUUGAAUCUCAUGCCUCCAUCUUUAUUUCGAAAUAGUGUCUAUCCCAAGCUCUCCAAUGUAUCUUCUGCUUUUCUUUCAGAAUCACCCCACCAAAAACCUGCACACAAUUGUUGCAAGUCUUCACACAAACCCACUGGUAGCCUAUAGCAAUUCAUCGCAUAGCUUGGCAGACUCUGUGACUGCUUUUGCGAAGAUUUCUUUUCCUGCUCCAUUUAGCAGGUUAGCUAACCACUUUGUCAAAUUCUCUUUCAGAUAACUAAAAGGUGCUGCUUUGGAUAAUGAAUGGAUUCUUAGUUCUUACAUUGAUAUCAAUGUUAUUCAUUUAUCUCCAUUUGUGCAGAUCUCAACAUGACUUGGUAAAUAAUCAACUAGUGUGCUUCACCUGCUCAAAUGUUUUAAUUGUUUUUCUAAGGG